AUGCCUCCCAAGUUCGAUCCCAAUGAGGUCAAGAUUAUCCACCUGAGGGCCACGGGUGGUGAGGUUGGUGCCUCGUCUGCCCUCGCCCCCAAGAUCGGUCCUCUUGGUCUGUCCCCCAAGAAGGUCGGUGAAGAUAUCGCCAAGGCCACUGGCGACUGGAAGGGUCUCCGUGUCACGGUCCGCCUCACCAUCCAGAACCGUCAGGCCGCCGUCUCGGUCGUUCCCUCCGCCUCUUCCCUGGUCAUCAAGGCCCUCAAGGAGCCGCCGCGUGACCGCAAGAAGGAGAAGAACAUCAAGCACACCAAGUCCAUCCCUCUGGACGAGAUCAUUGAGAUCGCCCGCACCAUGAGGUUCAAGUCGAUGGCCAAGUCCCUUGAGGGUACCGUCAAGGAGAUUCUCGGCACUGCCUUCUCCACUGGCUGCCAGGUUGAUGGCCGCUCGCCCAAGGACAUCUCUGACGACAUUGAGGCUGGCGAGAUCGAGAUUCCUGAGGAGUAG
Lasiodiplodia theobromae is the source of this 498-nucleotide messenger RNA. RefSeq names its product Ribosomal protein L11. The transcript has 4 exons. The coding region runs from base 1 to 498 and encodes 165 amino acids. Gene Ontology annotation, cellular component: cytosolic large ribosomal subunit; ribosome. NCBI's taxonomy places the organism in Eukaryota, Fungi, Ascomycota, Dothideomycetes, Botryosphaeriales, Botryosphaeriaceae. Gene Ontology annotation, molecular function: large ribosomal subunit rRNA binding; structural constituent of ribosome. The record is from RefSeq and is a predicted model, not a curated record. Gene Ontology annotation, biological process: translation.